Erinaceus europaeus (western European hedgehog) is the source of this 16272-nucleotide messenger RNA. It is a transcript of the gene BSN, whose product is annotated as bassoon presynaptic cytomatrix protein. Gene Ontology annotation, biological process: presynaptic active zone assembly; protein localization to synapse. Gene Ontology annotation, cellular component: cytoskeleton of presynaptic active zone; GABA-ergic synapse; glutamatergic synapse. The transcript is spliced from 12 exons. The record is from RefSeq and is a predicted model, not a curated record. Bases 631 to 12375 code for a protein of 3914 amino acids. Lineage: Eukaryota; Metazoa; Chordata; Mammalia; Eulipotyphla; Erinaceidae. Gene Ontology annotation, molecular function: structural constituent of presynaptic active zone; metal ion binding.
AUGGCAGAUGGAUGGAGUCCUCAUUCCCCAAUCAGGCCUCACUACUCAGCAUCUUGUCUCUAUGCUUCCGUGACCUCGUGCCUCUGAAUACCCUUGUUCAUUCGCCUUUUUCACACACCCCCCCCCCCGUCUCUUUGCAUCUUUGCAGGUCACACUCGUGACUCCUCUCCGACACUCGCCCCCAGUCCGUGGCUACACAAAGGAGACCCUCUGCUGUCCGGUUCCUCAGGACAGGAGUCGCCAGCGAAUCUAGGGUCAGGCUCAGCGCUGUCGGAAGCGCGCACAGCCCCGUGCAUCCUGCUGCACUGGAGCUAUGCCGCCAGAUCCUGCUGGGCCCGGGCGCCCCACGCCGGCAGGUCGGCCCCGCAGGGCGCAUGCGCCGGCCCAGGAGCCGGUUUCCCAGCCACCCCAUCGCGGGUUCGUGGACACGCGACUCUCGGGCUGGCGGGAGCGCGCGCGUGGGGAGGGGGUGUGUGUGCAGGGCAGGGGCGCGCGGCACCGCUCGCGCAUGCGCAGGGUCAGGCGGCGGCGCGAGCCGAGCUGGGAGAUGGCGGCGGCGUUGAGCGAGUGAGCAGCCGCCCGGGAGCCGCCGGCCCGGGCCCAGCACGGCCCCAGCCCCUCGCGCCCGCCAUGGGCAACGAGGCUAGCCUGGAGGGUGGCGAUGGGUCGCUGCCGCCCGGAAGCUCCGGCCCGAGCCCGGGCCCCGGAGCCGGAAAGCCGCCUUCAGCACCUGCCGGCGGCGGACAGCUCCCUGCAGCGGGCGCGGCGCGGGGGACGGCGGGACCCCCGGGCCCCGGGCCUGGUCUCGGUCCGGGUCCCGGUCGGGGUCCUGGGCUUGGUCCCGGGCCCGGCCCUGGUCCUGGAGGUCCCGGAGGUCCCGGAGGCCCCGGAGGCCCCGGAGGCCCCGGAGGUCCCGGCCCCGGCCCCGGCCCGGGUCCGGGCAGGAGACUGGACCCCAAGGAGCCCCUGGGUAGCCAGAGAGCUGCUUCCCCAACCCCGAAGCAAGCUCCUGCUGCCGCCCCCAGCCGCGAGAGCCCCCGGGAGGCUGAUGGCCCCCGCAGGACCCUGCAAGUGGACAGCAGGACACAGAGAUCGGGACGCUCCCCAUCCGUGUCACCAGACAGAGGCAGCACCCCCACAUCACCCUACUCCGUGCCCCAGAUCGCCCCUCUUCCUAGCAGCAUGCUGUGUCCCAUAUGCAAGACCUCGGACCUCACGUCGACCGCCAGCCAGCCAAACUUCAACACCUGCACCCAGUGUCACAGCAAGGUCUGCAACCAGUGUGGGUUCAACCCCAACCCUCACCUCACCCAGGUGAAGGAGUGGCUCUGUCUCAACUGCCAGAUGCAGAGGGCUCUGGGGAUGGACAUGACCACUGCACCUCGCUCCAAGAGUCAGCAGCAGCUGCACUCCCCAGCCUUGUCUCCUGCCCACUCCCCAGCCAAGCAGCCCCUGGGGAAGCCAGAGCAAGAGAAAUCUGGAGGUCCUGCAGGGCCAUCACCUGGCCCUCACCAAGCUGAGGCAGCCAGGGCCACCUCAGUGCCGGGGCGCGCCCAAGCUGAUGUACCCCCAGAGGUGGGAAGGGCGUCUCCUCAACCCCCUCAGCCUACCAAGCCUUCCACAGCUGAGCCCAGGCCACCUGCUGGAGAGGCCCUGGCCAAAAGUGCCACCACAGUGCCCUCAGGGUCUGGUGCUGCUGAGCAGACCCAGGAAGGCCUCACUGGGAAGCUCUUUGGCCUUGGGGCAUCCCUGCUGACCCAGGCAAGCACCCUCAUGUCUGUGCAGCCCGAGCCCGACCCCCAAGGACAGCCUGCUCUCAGCAAGGGGCCACCCAAGAUCGUCUUCAGUGAUGCCAGCAAGGAGACUGGCCCAAGACACCCAAGCUCAGGGCCCGGGCUGGGGCCAGCACCUGGAGCCAAAACUGAGCCUGGAGCUAGAACAGGGCCUGGGCCUGGGCCUGGCGCCCAAGCAAGAACCGGGGGGACACCCAGCCCAAAGCAUGGCAGAGCAGAACAACAGGCCAUACCCAAGGCCACUGCCAAGCCAAAGACAGUGCCGAAGGAAAGGGCCGCCUGCCCUCUGUGCCAAGCCGAGCUCAACGUGGGCAGCAAGGGCCCAGCCAACUAUAACACCUGUACCACCUGCAAGCUCCAGGUGUGCAAUCUGUGUGGCUUCAACCCAACGCCCCACCUGGUGGAGAAAAGUGAGUGGCUCUGUCUGAACUGCCAAACUAAGCGGCUGCUGGAAGGUAGCCUGGGAGAGCCGACGCCCCUGCCGCUUGCCUCACAGCAGCCCCCUGGAGGGAGCCCCCAACGUGCACCUGGAACGGCCCCUCAGAAACAAAAAGGGCCACAGGGGCUGGGCCAGCCGUUAGGCCCAGCACCUGCCAAGGCCAGUCCCCCACCCACCAAGGCUAGCACCCAAGCUAAGCCCCUCAGGGCGGCGGAACCCAUCAAGACCCCAAGUAGCUCCCAGGAGAAGAAGACAACAGUCCCAGCGAAAGCUGAGCCCAUAACAAAACCACCUCCAGAGACUACUCCACCCCCUGGGCCUCCUAAAGCAAAGGCAGGGAUGCGGAGGACUGAACCUGCUACCCCAGUCGCCAAGGCCACUCCAGAAGCCCCCAAGGGCAGGGAGGCAGAGGAGCUGGUGGGCAAGCCUUACUCUCAGGACCUGUCUCGGAGCCCACAGAGCCUCAGCGACACGGGCUAUUCCUCCGACGGUGUUUCUAGUUCUCAGAGCGAGAUCACAGGCAUUGUGAAGCAGGAGGUGGAACAGCUGGACAGUGCAGGGGGGACAGGACCACACCCACCCAGCCCCACCAAGCUUCACAAGGUGGGGAGCAGCGUGAGGCCCUCACUGGAGGCUGAGGGCCUGGCCCCUGGCGGUGAGCAGAGCAAGAAGCCACCCUGCAGCAGUGGUGGCGAGGACCAGAAGCGGAGGCCCCAUUCCUUGUCCAUCAUGCCAGAGGCCUUCGACUCUGAUGAGGAGCUGGAAGACAUCCUGGAGGAAGAGGAAGAUUCUAUGGCAUGGGGGCACCAGAGGGAGCAGCGGGACACGGCUGAGUCCUCAGAUGACUUUGGCAGCCAGCUGAGGCACGAUUAUGUGGAGGACAGCAGUGAGGGCGGCCUGUCCCCUCUUCCGCCCCAGCCCCCAGCCCGGGCAGAACUGACUGACGAGGAAUUCAUGCGACGGCAGAUCCUGGAGAUGAGCGCCGAGGAAGAUGACCUGGAAGAGGAUGAGGCUGCCUCCUCCAGGCACGGCUUGGCUAAACACAGCACCCAGAAGGGUGGCCCCCGGCCCAGGCCUGAGCCCAGUCAAGAGCCAACAGUGCUGCCCAAGAGGCGGCUGCCCCACAAUGCCACCACGGGGUACGAGGAGCUGCUCUCCGAGGUGGGCCCGGCAGAGGCCGCCGACGGCAGUGGGGCGCUGCAGGGUGGGCUCCGCCGCUUCAAGACCAUCGAGCUCAACAGCACGGGCAGUUACGGCCACGAGCUAGACCUGGACCCGGGCCCUGACCCCAGUCUGGACCGGGAGCCUGAGCUGGAGAUGGAGAGCCUGACGGGCUCUCCUGAGGACCGUUCCCGCGGGGAGCACUCCUCUACGCUGCCAGCCUCCACGCCCAGCUACACGUCAGGCACCUCUCCCACCUCCCUGUCCUCGCUGGAGGAGGACAGUGACAGCAGCCCCAGCCGGCGGCAGCGGCUAGAGGAGGCAAAGCAGCAGCGCAAGGCCCGGCACCGUCCCCACGGGCCCCUGCUGCCCACCAUCGAGGACUCCUCAGAGGAGGAGGAGCUGCGAGAGGAGGAGGAGCUGCUGCGGGAGCAGGAGAAGAUGCGGGAGGUGGAGCAGCAGCGCAUCCGCAGCACGGCCCGCAAGACCCGGCGCGACAAGGAGGAGCUGCGGGCACAGAGGCGGCGCGAGCGCUCCAAGACGCCCCCCAGCAACCUGUCGCCCAUCGAGGACGCCUCCCCAACGGAGGAGCUGAGGCAGGCGGCUGAGAUGGAGGAGCUGCACCGCUCCUCCUGCUCUGAGUACUCCCCCUCCCCGUCCCUGGACUCAGAGGCAGAGGCCCUGGACGGUGGGCCCGCCCGGCUCUACAAAUCAGGCAGCGAGUACAACCUGCCCACCUUCAUGUCCCUCUACUCGCCUACCGAGACUCCUGCGGGCAGCACCUCCGCCCCCGGUUCCGGCCGGCCCCUCAAGAGCGCCGAGGAGGCCUACGAGGAGAUGAUGCGGAAGGCCGAGCUGCUCCAGCGGCAGCAGGGCCGGGCGGCAUCGGGCCGGGGGUCCCACGAUGGCCCCUCGCAGCCCGUCGGCCCUCGGGGCCAGGGCUCCUUUCAGUACCAGGACUCCGCAGAGCACAACUACGGCGGGGCUACUCAGACGGCCUUGGAGGGCAGCGCUGGGCUCGGAGCAGUGGUGUACCGGGAGAUCCUGCAGACGUCCCAGAGCAUUGCCCGCAUGCGUCAGGCCUCCUCUCGGGACCUGGCCUUUGCUGAGGACAAGAAGAAGGAGACGCGGUUUCUGAACACCGACAGCGCGUACAUGGACCCGAUGAAGCAGAACGGUGGUCCGCUCACCCCUGGGACCAGCCCCACCCAGCUCACUGCCCCUGUGUCCUUUUCCACCUCCUCAGACGGCAGUGGAGGCCGGGUCAUCCCUGAUGUCCGAGUUACUCAGCAUUUUGCAAAGGAGCCUCAGGACCCCGUCAAACUGCACGGCUCUCCGGCCUCUCCCGGCUCCGCCUCCAAGGAGGUAAACGCACCCUUCUCCCAGGGGGCCGGGAUCCCCGCCACCACCGCCACGGCUCCCUGUCCAGCUGGCCUGCCACGAGGAUAUAUGACUUCCCCUGCCAGCUCUGAGCGCAGCCCUUCACCAUCUGCCCCGGGCCGUGGCUAUGGACAAGGCCCAGCCACAGCAAAUUACGGGUCCCAAACAGAGGAGCCCCCCCUGGCUCCCGGUGCACGGACUGCCCGAGAGAAGCCCCUGAGUGUGAGUGACGGUGAGAGUGGUGUGCCCCAGCCCUCCCGGGGAUAUUCCUACUUCAUGGGCUCCAGCCCACCGCUCUCCCCGUCUUCUCCCUCAGAGAGUCCCAAGUUUGCCCCUGGCAAGGUGGGCCCAAGGGCCACAGCAGAGUUCUCUACGCAGACGCCGAGCUCAGCCCCUGCCUCAGACAUGCCACGGAGCCCGGGUACCCCCAUCCAGACACCCAUGGUGGCUCAGGGUACACAGACACCACACAGACCCAGCACCCAUCGCCUGGUGUGGCAGCAGGCCUCUCAGGAGGCCCCCAUUAUGGUCAUCACGCUGGCGUCAGAUGCCUCCAGCCAGACCAGGAUGGUUCAUGCCAGUGCCUCCACCUCCCCAGUGUGCUCACCCACUGACAGCCAGCCCACCACCCACAGCUACAGCCAGACAACGCCACCAAGUGCGUCCCAGCUCCCCCCAGAGCCGCCCGGGCCCCCUGGCUUCCCACGAGCACCCAGUGCUGGUGCAGACGGGCCCCUGGCGCUGUAUGGCUGGGGUGCCCUCCCCGCUGAGAACAUCUCCUUAUGCCGAAUCUCCUCCAUCCCUGGAACAUCCAGAGUGGAGCCAGGCCCCAGGCCUCCCGGCACAGCUGUGGUGGACCUGCGCACAGCUGUCAAGCCGACACCCAUCAUCCUAACGGACCAGGGCAUGGACCUGACCUCUCUUGCUGUGGAAGCUAGAAAGUAUGGCCUUGCCCUGGAUCCAGCCCCAGGUUGUCAGUCAACUGCUGUGCAGCCCUUGGUCAUCAACCUUAAUGCCCAGGAGCAGACCCACACCUUCCUCAGCACUGCCACCACCGUGAGCAUCACCAUGGCCUCCUCUGUGCUCAUGGCUCAGCAGAAGCAACCUGUGGUCUAUGGAGACCCCUUCCAGAGCCGACUUGACUUUGGUCAGGGUACAGGUAGCCCUGUGUGUCUGGCCCAGGCUAAACAGGUGGAGCAGGCUGUUCAGACUGCCCCCUACCGAGGUGGGCCCCGGGGAAGACCCCGGGAGACCAAGUUUGCCAGAUACAACCUGCCUAACCAAGUAGCGCCUCUGGCCAGAGGAGAUGUUCUGAUCACCCAGAUGGGGCCCACCCAGAAUGUCGGCCUCAAGUCAGGCCCAGUGCCAGAGUCUGGCACCGACCCCCAUCGGGCCACCCCUCCAGAACUUCGGUCACAUGCUCUGCCAGGUGCCCGGAAGCCACACACAGUAGUGGUCCAGAUGGGAGAGGGUGCAGCAGGCACUGUGACCACACUGCUCCCAGAGGAGCCCGCGGGUGCCCUGGACCUCACUGGCAUAAGGCCAGAGAGCCAGCCGGCCUGCUGCGACAUGGUCUACAAGCUCCCUUUCGGCAGCAGCUGCACAGGUACCUUCCACCCCACCCCCAGUGCACCUGAGAAGAGCAUGGCAGAUGCUGUUGGCCCACCGGGGCAAAGCGGUGGUCCCUUCUACAGUUCUCGAGACCCUGAACCUCCCGAGCCCCCCUCCUACCGGGCCCAGGGGGUAAUGGGGCCUGGGACUCAGGAAGAGCAGAGGCCCUACCCACAAGGCCUCCCUGGAAGGCUGUAUUCUUCCAUGUCUGACACCAAUUUGGCUGAGGCUGGUCUCAGCUUUCAUGUGCAAAGACUUGGACAGCUCUUCCAUGGCCCUGGACGGGACUCGGCUAUGGACCUUAGCUCGCUCAAGCACUCCUACAGCCUGGGUUUUGCCGACGGCCGCUACCUGGGGCAGGGCCUUCAGUAUGGCUCGUUCACAGACCUGCGUCAUCCCACAGACCUCUUGGCCCACCCCCUUCCCAUGCGGCGCUACAGCUCAGUGUCAAACAUCUACUCGGACCACAGAUAUGGCCCGCGAGGAGAAGCAGCGGGCUUCCAGGAGGCCAGCCUGGCCCAGUACAGCGCCACCACCGCCCGUGAGAUCAGUCGCAUGUGUGCUGCCCUUAAUUCUAUGGACCAGUACGGAGGGCGGCGUGGCAGCAGUGGUGGUCCUGACCUCAUGCAAUAUCAAGCCCAGCCCGGGCCUGGACUCAGACCUGGGCUUCUUGGGAAUCCCACCUUCCCAGAGGGGCACCCAAGUCCUGGGAACCUGGCCCAGUACAGACCUACAGCAGGUCAAGCAACAGCAGUCAGACAGCUGCUGCCGUCCACAGCUACUGUGCGUGCUGCCGAUGGCAUGAUCUACUCGACUAUCAACACCCCGAUCGCCGCGACACUGCCCAUCACCACCCAGCCUGCCUCAGUACUGCGGCCCAUGGUUCGCAGUGGCAUGUACCGGCCGUAUGCAUCUGGUGGAGUAGCAGCCGUGCCCCUUACGAGCCUGGCACGUAUGCCCAUGAUUGCUCCCCGGGUUCCUCUGGGGCCUCCGGGAAUGUAUCGGUACCCUGCGCCAGGCAGAUUCCCCGCCGCCCCCAGUGUGCCACCUGCUGAUGGUCCCGUCUACCUGGGGAAACCUGCCACUGCCAAGGCCCCAGGGGCCGGGGGCCCAGCAAGGCCAGAGCUGCCAGCUGGGGCUGCACGGGAAGAACCUCUUUCCACAACCACCCCUGCGGCCGUCAAAGAGGCCCCGGCCCCCGCCCCGGCCCAGCUGACCGGUCCAAAGCCACCAGGGGAGGCUGCUCCAGGGGUCAUCAGCGGGGCCCUCAGCCGGCCAGGGCUCGAGAAGGAGGAAGCGUCACAGGAGGAAAGGCAGCGGAAGCAGCAGGAGCAGCUGCUACAACUGGAACGAGAGCGGGUGGAGCUGGAGAAGCUGCGGCAGCUGCGGCUGCAGGAGGAGCUGGAGAGGGAGCGCGUGGAGCUGCAGAGGCACCGGGAGGAGGAGCAGCUGCUGGUGCAGCGCGAGCUGCAGGAGCUGCAGACCAUCAAGCACCACGUGCUGCAGCAGCAGCAGGAGGAGCGCCAGGCUCAGUUCGCUCUGCAGAGGGAGCAGCUGGCACAGCAGCGCCUGCAACUGGAGCAGAUCCAGCAGCUGCAGCAGCAGCUGCAGCAGCAGCUGGAGGAACAGAAGCAGCGGCAGAAGGCCCCCUUCCCCGUGGCCGGCGAGGCUCCUGGCCGAGGGCCUCCCGCAGCUGCUGCUGAGCCAGCUCAGAAUGGCCAGUACUGGCCACCCCUGACCCACACGGCCUUCGUUGCCGUGGCGGGGCCUGAAGGGCCGGGGCAGCCCCGAGAGCCCGUGCUGCACCGCGGUCUCCCCAGCUCUGCCUCUGACAUGUCACUGCAGACGGAGGAGCAGUGGGAGGCGGGCCGCAGUGCCAUCAAGAAGCGGCACUCUAUGCCUCGCCUUCGGGAUGCCUGCGAGCAGGAGCCGGGGCCUGAGCCCUGUGUGGUCAAGAGGAUCGCAGACAGCAGCGUGCAGACCGAUGAUGAGGAUGGCGACGGCCGCUACCUUCUGACCCGGAGACGCCGCACACGGCGGAGCACUGACUGCAGCGUGCAGACCGACGACGAGGACAGCGGCCAGUGGGAACAGCCGGCGAGGCGCCGCCGGUCCCGCCUCUCCCGCCACUCGGACUCUGGCUCGGACAGCAAGCAUGAAGCCUCGUCAGCCACGGCCGCUCUGCGGGCCAUGAGCAGCGUGGGCAUCCAGACCAUCAGUGACUGCUCUGUGCAGACGGAGCCCGACCAGCUGCCCAGGGCCUCUCCGGCCAUUCGCAUCACGGCUGCCACCGACCCCAAGGUGGAGAUCAUCAGGUACAUAUCGGCACCAGAGAAGACGGGACGGGGGGAGAGCCUGGCCUGUCAGACGGAGCCAGACGGACAGCCCCAGGGAGUGGUCGGACCUCAGCUGGCAGGGCCAGCUGCCAUCAGCCCCUACUUGCCUGGCAUCCAGAUCGUCACCCCAGGGCUCCUGGGCAGAUUCGAGAAGAAGAAGCCAGACCCCUUGGAGAUUGGCUACCAAGCCCACCUGCCCCCAGAGUCCCUCUCACAGCUGGUCAGUCGGCAGCCUCCCAAGUCCCCCCAGGUCCUCUACUCGCCAGUCUCACCCCUGUCCCCACACCGGCUCCUGGACACCUCCUUUGCUUCCAGCGAGAGACUGAACAAGGCUCACGUGAGUGCCCAGAAGCACUUCACGGCCGACAGUGCUCUCCGCCAGCAGACGCUGCCUCGCCCCAUGAAGACCCUGCAGCGGUCCUUGUCUGACCCUAAGCCCCUCAGCCCCACCGCCGAGGAGUCUGCCAAAGAGAGGGUCUCCCUCUACCAGCAGCAGGGGGGACUGGGUAGCCAGGUGUCGGCGCUGCCACCCAACGGCCUGGUCCGCAAGGUGAAGCGGACACUGCCCAGCCCCCCUCCAGAGGAGGCUCACCUGCCCCUGGCUGGCCAGGCCCCCCACCAGCUGUAUGCAGCCGGCCUACUGCAGCGUGGGCUGGCGGGGCCCCCCACAGUCCCUGCCACCAAGGCCAGUCUGCUUCGGGAGCUGGACCGGGACCUGCGGCUGGUGGAGCAUGAGUCCACCAAGCUGCGCAAGAAACAGGCAGAGCUGGACGAGGAAGAGAAGGAAAUUGACGCCAAGCUCAAGUACUUGGAGCUGGGCAUAACGCAACGCAAAGAGUCUUUAGCCAAAGACCGGACGGGCCGUGACUACCCACCCUUGCGUGGUCUCGGCCAGCACCGUGACUACUUGUCGGACAGCGAGCUCAACCAGCUGCGGCCCCAGAGCUGCGCUACGCCGGCCGGCCAGUAUGCAGACUUCCCCGUCACCGCCUCCGUCCCCACUGCCCUCCUGCAGCCCCAGUUCCCACCUCCAGCCCCGCAGAACGCCGCGAGCAGUGGGGGGCCGACUCAGAACGGAUUCCCAGCCCACCAAGCACCCACCUACCCUGGCCCCAGCACGUACCCAGCACCCGCCUUUCCUCCCGGCACCAGUUACCCAGCUGACCCCAGCAUGCCAAGCCAGCAAGCUUUCCGUCCCACCGGCCAUUACGCGGCUCAAACGCCCGUGUCAACCACACAAAGCACCCUUUACCCAACCCCAGCUGACAGUCGGGCCCCCCACCAAAAGCCAAGCCAGACAACACUGGCUGACUUGGAGCAAAAGGUGCCCACCAACUAUGAGGUGAUUGCCAGCCCUGUCGUGGCCACGUCUGCAGCUCCGUCUGAAACCAGCUACAGUGGGCCAGCAGUAAGCAGCAGUUACGAACCAGGCAGAGCCCCCGACCUGGCCCGGGCCAGUGACCGGAGCGGUGUGAGUCUGGGCCCAGCUCCCUCCUACACCCCCGACUCACACUACACCAGCCUGGAGCAGAACACCCCUCGGAACUACGUGAUGAUCGACGACAUCAGUGAGUUGACCAAGGACAGCGCCUCCGCUGCUUCUGAGAGCCAGCGGCUCGAGCCCAUGGGACCCAGUGGCAGUGGUCGUCCAGCGAAAGAGCCUGGAGAAUCAGGUGUCCUCGAGGGGCCUACACUGCCCUGUUGCUAUUCCAGAGGGGAAGAAGAAUCCGAGGAGGACUCCUACGACCCCCGAGGGAAGAGCGGCCAUCACCGGGGUGUGGAGAGCAAUGGCCGACCACCCACCACCCACUACUACGGCGACAGCGACUACAGACACGGAGCUCGAGCAGAGAAGUACGGUCCGGGCCCCGCGGGACCCAAGCAGCCCUCCAAGAGCCUGGCUCCAGCUGCCGUCCCCUCUAAACGCAGCAAACACCGCAAGCAGGGCCUGGAGCAAAAGGUCUCCAAGUUCUCACCCAUCGAGGAGGCCAAGGAUGUGGAGUCAGAUCUGGCCUCCUACCCUUCCCCUGCAGUCAGCAGCAGCCUGUCCUCGCGAGGAAGGAAGUUCCAGGAGGAGGUCACAUACGGGCUCAAGAAGAACGUGCGCGAGCAGCAGAGGUACUAUGGGGUGUCCAGCCGGGACCCCGUGGAGGAGGGUGACCGAGCGCACAAUGGGAGCAGCCGCUCCCGGGUGGCAGCUGCCUACAGUGGGGAGAAGCUUUCCAGCCAUGACUUCAGUGGUCGGAGCAAGGGCUAUGAGCGGGAGCGGGAGGCCGUGGAGCGACAUCCAAAGGGGGGCCCCAAGCCCUCAUCCCUGGGAACGGCCCACAGCCGGGCCCGACCCCCCAUGCGGAGCCAGGCCUCUGAAGAGGAAAGCCCUGUCAGCCCCUUGGGGCGUCCUCGUCCUGCUGGGGGCACCAUCCCUCCUGGGGACACCUGUCCACAGUUCUGCUCCAGCCACUCCAUGCCUGAUGUCCAGGAACAUGUCAAGGAUGGACCACGAACCCACGCAUAUAAGCGUGAGGAGGGCUACAUCCUGGAUGAUCCCCACUGCGUAGUUUCUGACAGUGAAGCGUAUCACCUGGGCCAGGAGGAGACAGACUGGUUUGAUAAGCCCCGGGAUGCCCGCUCUGACCGGCUCAGGCACCACGGGGGCCACGCCGGCUCCUCCUCCUCCCAGAAGCGAAGCCCCGCCAGGCACAGCUACCAUGACUACGAUGAGCUGCCCGAGGAGGGCGCGUGGCCGCAUGAGGAGGGAGGUCCGAGCCGCCACGCUUCGGCUAAGGAGCACCGGCACCACAGUGAGCACGGGCGGCACUCAAGCCGUCACACUGGUGAGGAGCCAGGCCGGCGUGUCGCCAAACCACAUGUUCGAGACGUGGGCCGCCAUGAGGCCCGGCCUCACCCUCAGUCCAGCCCUGCCCCUGCUAUGCAGAAGAAGGGUCAGGCUGGGUACCCCAGCUCUGCGGAAUACUCACAGCCAUCCCGGGUUCCCUCAGCAUACCACCAUGCCUCUGACAGCAAGAAGGGCUCCCGGCAGGCCCACUCAGGGCCUGCUGCUCUGCAGCCAAAGCCAGAACCCCAGCCACAGCCGCAAGGUCGGCAGGCAGCUCCAGGGCCACAGCAGUCCCAGCCACCACCAUCCAGGCAGACGCCCUCGACGACAACGUCACGCCAGCCACAGAUGCAGCCGCAGCUGCAGCAGCAGCAGCAGCAGCAGCAGCAAAGUCUUGGCCCACAACCCCCCCAGCAUCCCCCUUCACAGGCUCGACUGCAGCAGCAGGGCCAGCCGGCCGCCCGGGGUCCGGCGCCCGCUGCCAGCCAACCGUCGGGAAAGCCUCAGCCAGGUCCCACAGCAGCCACCGGCCCCCAGCCCGCAGGACCGCCACGGGCAGAACAGGCCAAUGGCUCUAAAGGCACAGCCAAAGCGCCCCAGCAGGGGAGGCCUCAGACCCAGCCACCACCGGGACCUGGACCUGCAGGUAUGAAGACCGGAGCCAAGCCUGGAGGGACCCCGGGGGCUCCUGCCGGCCAGCCAGGUGCUGAAGGGGAGAGUGUGUUCUCCAAGAUCCUCCCCGGAGGCGCAGCAGAGCAGGCCGGCAAACUGACGGAGGCUGUCUCCGCUUUUGGCAAAAAAUUUUCCUCAUUCUGGUGACCAUGUCCUGCUGGGCUUCUUUGAAGACAUGAAGGGAGAUGAUAUCAUUGCUGUGGAAAAACCUCUGGAGUCAGAGGCCUGGGCCCAGCUCUGGACUCUGCGUAUAACACAUCUACAAUCUGGCAAUGCCUUGGCCCAAAGACUCACACCAGGUGGGACAUGGGCUUUCUUGAAGACAGGAGGUCCAGCUGCCCGGGUGAAGCAUCUGCUGGACAAAUGGGACCACUGGCUCGGGGACCUCUGGCUGCUCCCAGAGACGCUGCUCUCCACAGGGCACCACCAUCAAGGCGCAGCUGCUGGCCAGGGGAGGCCUCCCCAGACUACAGCGCCCUUGCUGCUCGUCCCACGGCCGCCUCUGCAGCUUGGCCAGCCAGGUCCCCAUGCGUUAUACACAGAGUUGAGGUGCACGCUGCCUGUUUCUGACGGAUGCCACCCUCCCUCCACAAUGCCAGAUGUUUUUCCACAGCCUCAGAGAGGGGCUUUGACUGAGGGCUGGGGGCCCUGGGCUCCAUUUCCUUCACAUUCCAGCUGGCCCGGAACCCUCUGUGGCCACAGGCCCUGCCCCCUCACCCUGGCUUCUGUGGGUGAGAGCAGAGCAGACAUCCACGUGGCUAGUCUGGGCCUGGGGACCGUGACAAACAUUAGGACCUAACACUGUCUCAUCGCUCAAACGAGGCCAUAGCACCGAAUAGCAGCGUGGGCACCGGCUGAGACUUCUCCCAGCCCAUGCGUGGCAGUUGCCAGCACAGCUGCCACCCCCUUGAAGCCAUCCCCCCUCCCAGCCAUCAUCAACCAGCCAGCUACUCGUGUGUGCACCUGGAGAUUUCUUUGGCUUUUCAUACCAGCCUUAAUCAUUUCAGUUUGAUUUACAUGUAUACCUCAUGAGCAUUCUUCUUUGGGUUUCUCCUCCUCCCUCCUCUUUGCUCACCUCCCCGCCUCUCCCCUCCACCACCCCCUCCCUUGUGACUGAUGCUUCGGUUUCCUCUCUGCUCUGCCCCUGGUCAGCACGGGGGAUGUUGACUGAGAAGCAAUAGGGGGCGGCAGGCCACCAAGAGCACAACCCCGGGGCGAGGCCUAGGGAGGCCCCCCGCCCACCUGUUUACUGUACACUAGCAGUCCUUCUUAAGCCAUCACAGGGGGUGUGCUCAGAGCAGAGCGGCCAGGCCCAGCGUCAGCCAUCAUCUCCGUGGUGGGCUGGGCAGCAUUCCUCGCCAAGGCCCUUCCCGUGGGGGCCUCCUCCAUCUUGGGCACAGCCACAAGUCUCAUCUCUAAUGUUCUAUGCAAUGAAAUAUAAACCCUCAAAGACAGCUGUUAAUAUUUAAUAAAUUCCACGUUAUGUAUAAGGAGUUAAUUGCAAACGUGCAAUUAAGAAACCAGAUAGAUAUGCUCAUAUCAAAGCCCCGCCCCCGCCCCAUGUGUGACGCCCUCAGUCUGUGGCAUGUUCGGCCUGUGGUAGGACUCGCUGCUGCCAGGGGAGCCGCCGCCUGUCCCGCAGCAUGCACGGCUCGCAGCCUCUUUGCACGACUUCAUCCAUUUGAAACGCUCGACCCCCUUGCUCAGAGUUCUUUUUGCCUCGGAACCUCUCCUUCAGGGGCGCAUCUAGCCUAGCUGACUUCUGCAGAGCUAGCGAGGACCUGCCAGAACUGUUGCGUGAGUCAGUCAGGUCGCAGGGGGCAGGGCGAGGCCCCACACGCCUGCUGCUUUUUCUGACAGACACGCAGAUGGAAGGGAGCCUGCACAUGGCAGGUUGUGUGAGGGUCCUGAAGGUGUGCUGCAGGCGUCCCAUCUGCAAGUCGCUCCCCCUCUUACCUGAGCCCUGAGCCAGAGGUACCUGGCUACCCCUUCCCAGCAGAGAGAGAAAGAGAGGGAGGAGAGGGGGAGGGGGAGGGAGAGGGAAAGGGAAAGAGAGAGAGAGAGGGAGAGGGGGGGGAGAGAGAGAGAGAAAGGGGGGAGAAGUGUCAAGGGCAGAGCCUGACCUGGUUCGUGGGCCCCCAGCUCCUGACCGCACCUGCCCCAAGCCUCUGCUUUGCGAUGAGGGUGCUCAGAUCUAGGCCUGGGGAGGGUCACCGACUGCUCAGGAAAGGCAGAGCCUUUGGCCUGUUGGCAGAUAGCUGGCAAUGCCAUCUCAAACCAGAGCAAGUGCUCACUGCCGGCUGCUUUUCUGGGGAAGCUUCUCAACAGCAGAAUCAGAGGAGGUCCCAUUGUGGCACUCUCCACACCUAUCCCAGGACCUCAGCCCCCUGCCCGACCUGUUGCUGGGCCUCUGUGUCAGCUUCUCUAGGACUGAGUGCAGCCAGCAGCAGCCCAGCCCCUUGAGGCCCAGCCCCUCCAGAGCCCUGGCUGCGUUUCUCAGGGGUUCACGUUUCCCGUGCUCUCCUGUCAGACCUGCAUAGCAUUUCAGAGAGGGCCCCUGACCACCGCAGCCAUGUGACAGGAGACUAGUCCUCUGUGUUGGGCCUGAGAUUCUGGCCAAGCCGAGAUCUAGCCCUCACCUACCCCACAGGGCACCUGUCUCAUCGCAGAAACCAGGCCUGGGAUGUAGGAGGCCAUCUGAGCAAGGACUGAGGGAGACCACUGCCAAGCACCCCCAGCCACCCAGGGCCAGGUCUGUGUAAGGACUUGGGACGCCAGCACUGAAGGUCAGGCAGGGGGGCAGGAGCAGGGACAGGGCAUGGAAAUGACAGGUGGUGAGCCUCCCUCCAGCAGGCCUCGUCUCAGGUUCUAAACAGGUGACUUCUCAGUGAGUUUCCUUUCUGGCCACACGCUCUGAGUUUGAAGUUCCUGCCAUCUGCUACUCCCCACCCCCAAGCCACCCAACAUAGCCACAAGACAUGUUUGUACCUUGUGGAGGUGGCUGGAACAAGGCCUUGGACCACGGGUGUCCUGGUCCUCGUGUAGAUGCAGUGGCGGCUCUGGAGACACUGUGGCCAGUAGCAUGAGAGAGCUGCGUCUGGUGCCUUGAGCAGUGGAGAGAAUCAAGCACAUGUCCAGAUGGUCAAGGGGCCUCUGGGUUAUGGCGCAGGCCUACUCCACACCCUCGGCGUCAGGAGCCUGGAGCGCACUGCCUCCUCUGCCUGCUCCAGGACCAGUGUGCUCAGUGCUACUCUGCCCUCCCCACUCUCCACUUGGUCCUGGGCAGACUGUAGUUCAGGGCCCACACAAAAGGGCAGCAGUGGCAGCAAGAAUGGUCUGUUUCCUGGAGCCUGUGGGGGAGCUUUCCCAGCACAUCCUUUGCAACUGGCCCUUCCUCUGCCCUCUUGCCCAUCCCCUCUGUAAAUACUUGUCAUUGUGAACUCCAACAGGGUCGGAGCAACAGGCCCAAUCAAUCGAAACUCCUCAGAUGUCAGCUCCGUCUCCCUGGGCAUACCAGCUCUGCUGUCACGUGCAUUGGGGUGGCACUACAGAAGCACGGAAGUCUGGAGAUACUGGGUGUGCGUGUGCUGUGUGUGUGUGUGUGUGUGCGUGCGUGUGUGUGUGUGUGUGUGUGUGUGUGCGUGAGUGUGCGUGUGCGUGUGCGUGUGCGUGUGCGUGCCUGCCUCAUUCAGCCUCUGGGAUCAAAUCGCUCCUUCUCUCCAAGUGCAAUGCCUUAGAGAGUGGUGGCCGCUGAAUGUCUUUCCUCUGCUAGCUUCCACAUCUUGUGUUUGCUUUACCCUCCUUCCUUCCCCUCGCUUCCUUCCUUCCCCUCUCUCCUUCUUUAUCUGAGGGGGGAGAGUGCUGUACAGUCAACCAAACAAGUUUACAGUUGUAAGUGCAAUGACCCGAGUCCUCCACAUGACCUUGUGAAUUGUGUGCCGUCCUCCUGUGCUCUGUGAGAACUCGUGGAACUCAGUGUCCCUCCCCCUGUAUUGUGACAAAGUAAUUCUGUGGUACCAGAAUAAAAGGACUUGAUAUAAACUA